Messenger RNA from Boeremia exigua, 1903 nucleotides. Its product is annotated as Alpha/Beta hydrolase protein. The record is from RefSeq and is a predicted model, not a curated record. Bases 75 to 1868 code for a protein of 597 amino acids. Lineage: Eukaryota; Fungi; Ascomycota; Dothideomycetes; Pleosporales; Didymellaceae. The transcript is spliced from 4 exons.
UAUUCUUGUCACAAUCGAGCUCAUCAUAUUGUUCGCUUUUGCGUGACUGCCUUCUGUUUGAAAUCACCGACGCAAUGGCGCCUAGCUACCAACGACUGGAUGACCAGGAGAGUCCAAAGCCUCCGACAGCUCCUUGGUCGGGUCGAUGGAAGCGACCUAUCUUCGCUGCCAUAGUGGCCAUUCUCAUCACCUGGGUAGUCGCUGUGUUUGUCAUUUUAUCACAACGCCGGGGGUGGAAUUCAAUAGGUGGAGGCUCUGGACAUCAAUAUUCAGGUGAGAAGGUGUCGUGGCAGCCUUGUGGCAGUGUCGGCGGGCAUCCACUCGAAUGUGUCAACCUUACCGUUCCAAUGGAUCAAUUUGAUCUGUCGAGGAGUAAAGAUCAGACGUUCCGCAUUCCGGUCAUUCGUCUACGUGGUGGAGAGCACGCGACGCAGAAUCUCUUGCUCAAUCCUGGAGGACCAGGGGGCAGUGGUAUGACAUUGCUAUACCAUCGUGGGGCGCAGCUGAGAGCGGUUGUCGGCGACGGCUUGCACCUUAUCUCUUUUGAUCCACGAGGGGUUGGUGAAUCUGUGCCUCGUGCAAUGUGCUAUCCUGAUAGCGAGACAAAGGCAAGACUGGGUCAGAUGCGCACUGAGGAUGUUCUGCGUGACAGUCCAGAAAUGUAUGCAUGGGCGAAGGGAUACGUUCAAGCUUGCAAAGACACUAUGGGAGAGGUGGGUGGUUACAUUACCACCCCUCAAGUCGCCGCCGAUAUGAAUAGUAUCCUGGAUGCAAUCGGACAACCAGACAUGUACUAUUGGGGGUUCAGUUAUGGUACAACUCUGGGUCAGACGUACGCGCAAUUGUUUCCCGAGCGAUCGAAGCGAGUCAUUAUCGAUGGUGUGUCCAACGCCCAACACUGGUACGGCCGCGAUUUUGACAACACCCACUACACCGAUACGGAAAACGCAUUUAUGGGCAUAUUUCGCCAUUGCAUCAAGGAGAAGGAAAACUGCGCUCUAUCAUCGUUCGGAGACAGGGCUGAAGAUUUGCACAAGUUGGUGAUGGAUCUCGGAGAUCGACUUAAAGAGCAGCCCAUGAGCGUGUAUGUGAACAAAACCGCAUGGGGACAACUCACAUACGAGCACAUCUUCUUCAACGGCGUUCUUCCCGCGCUGUAUAAGCCGCUCACGUGGUAUGCACUCGCACAAAACCUGGCAAAGCUGCUCAACGGCAAUGCCACCGACGCCUGGUUAGCCUAUGCCCAGCACGAAUCGUUCGAAAUGGACGACAACUCGAGCGACUUUGUCUUCAACAACGACGCCCACAGCGGCCCAAACUACUGGACGCAGGACCGCAAAGAAUUCCUUGAGGGAACAAUCCUCUCACUUGUCAAUAGCAGCAUGUUUGGCCCGGCCGAGAAUAUCGACUACUACGUUAGACAGCAAUGGAAGGUGCCCAAGACAACGGAAUAUAUUCCUCAGUUGACACCUCAAAUUGCGACGGCAGAGCCCAUGCUCAUCGUAUCGAUGACAUUUGAUCCCAUUUGCCCCCUGGCAUCCGCAAAAGGAGCGCAACGUCGCUUUCGAGACUCGCGAUUGGUGGAGAUCAAGGGAGUCGGGCAUUGCAGUGUCUCCACUAUCUCAGCUUGUGGGGCAAAAUAUAUAAGAGACUAUCUUUAUGACGGAGUAUUGCCUAAUGAGAAACAUGUAACCUGUGAGGUCGACCGGCGGUACUUUAUCGAUGUUGAGCAUGAGGAUGUUCUGACUCGAAGGAGUCUUGGGGGGGUCGAGCAGUCGGAGGAGGACAGGAUGUAUCGGGCACAGUUGGCGCUUGCUAGCGACUGGCAGUGGAAAGUUAGGCGUCAUGGGUUACCGAUGUUUCUAUAAGUCAUGAAUUUGAAAUCAAUUUUUCCGUUCUCCAA